CAGCUCGCAAAUCAGACAGAGUGCCCCGGCGAACAGACGUGUGCAGACGUGCUAAAAAGUGCUCCAAGUACCCAAGCUAUCAGCCAUACAAACCCCACAGUCACACACACACACAAAAUCGCACACACGUUGAGCUGUUUUUUUGUUCGUGAAAGAAAAGAAAAAGAAGAAACAAAAAGUGCGGUGGCAAGCGAAAGAGCUUGAAAGAAAGACCCAGAGAAAAGAAAGAAAAAGUGAGAAAAAGUCAGAAAAAAAAAGAUCAUGGCCAGUGCAGAGCAAAAACACGCCACCACCGGGACCGGGAAUGGAAGUACCGGCAAUGGAGCCAUAAACGACGUGGAGCAGCCCAAAGAUGCCAAGGACCUGUUGCCGCACCUCGAGUCCCUCGAAAGGAUCAUUAAAUUGCCCGUUGUGAAUGCGGCAUGGGACAAAUCGCAGGAUGUCUAUGGCAAAGUAAAAGGCAAAAAUCGAGUCUUUGAAUGGGCUUUAACAGCGGCCGAGGAUUGUGUGACCCGAGCGGUGACAACGGCAGCUCCUUUUGUCACCAAACUAGAUCGACCAAUCGCCUAUGUGGACCAAACACUGGUCAAGGGCAUUGACAAGCUGGAGGUGAAGGCACCGAUCAUUAAGGACACGCCCCAGGAGAUCUACAAUCAGGCCAAGAGCAAGGUGAUCGAUGUGGUCCAGCCGCACCUGGAGCGUGUGGUCAAGUUUAAGGCCGCCGGCCAACAGAAGGCCGCCUCGCUAAAGGAUCUGGCCUGGCAGAAGGCCAACGAGGUGCUGGCCACCCAGUACGGCAGCCUGGCUGUCAACGGAGUGGACACCACCACGGCGCUGGCCGAACGGCUCCUGGAGUACUACUUCCCCAAGUGCGAGUCCGAUGUGGAGGAGGAUAAUGAUGAUAAACAAAAUGCCGUCGUGCAGAAUGGCAAGAGUUCUGAAAAUGACAUGCCAGUUCCCGCCAGCGAGGAUCCAGUCCUCCACACAGUUCAGACGGUUGGACGGCUAUCCAACAAGAUCUCGCGUCGCGUCUAUCGAAAUGUCUCCCGACAGAUCAAGCAGGUCCAGAAGGGCAACAUCAACGACUAUCUGAGCUCCCUGAUAGCCGCCCUCAAGUUGCACCAGUACAUCAAUUUUAUCAACUCAUCGAUGGGCACAAAUGUGGAGCAGUCGAGCAGCAGCGACACCUGUUCGCCAUUUGGAGCCACCACUUCCAGCAGCAACACCACCACCACCAGCUCCUCCAGCAACAACGCGGCGGUUGUGGCCAAGCCCCAAGUCGCUAAAAGCAAAGCGGCGGCGGCGACGGUGUCGUCUCAGUAGUGGAAAAUCAGAAGCCCAUAUAAAACUAUAUCUGUAGCUAGACAUUAUCCUCUUUCGCACACGCACACACAAGAAACCCACCCACGCCGCCCAUUCUAUAUUGUAUUUUAUUAUUUCGUUUUUUUUUUUGCGUAAUUUUUUUUCAUUGAGUACUUUAUCGCCUAUACAAGAGGUAGUACUUCCCAUAGAGGAUCAUCCAAAAGUGGAAAAGGUUUUUUAAACACGCACCCGAAAUCCAAAACCCGCCUCCCCCUGCGCACCCUGCUUUGUAAAUAUUUAUUUGAAGUAUAGCCCUCACCAUGAUAGUUGUAAGAUAUAGUAGUCGCAGAGAUCGGGAGUGUAAGAGCGUGUUUUUUUUUCGUCAAAUUUAGCUGUGCUAAAGUGCCACGCAUGCAUUGAAUAAUACAUAAUAUAUACGCCUAUAUAUGCCUAAUAUAUACACACGAUAUAUAAUAUAUAUAUAUACAUAAAGAAACGUACUACGCACACGUUGGCAUAGUGUGGUUUAGCUAUACGUAUACGUAAUCUAAUACCUAAUGCUAUUUCUAUCUCUAUUUAAUUUCCAUUGUACACUCGCUGGGAGCCCAAACCAGAUGAUGUCUAAUUGCUAAUGAAAAUGAAUUAUGCCUAUCAUAUAUAUACAACACACAAUACACACCCUCACACACACAAACACACACUUGUAUGGAGAACCUAGCCAUAAUGUUUGCUUUAAACAACUAGAUUGAUAAUAUUAAAUAUUAAUAAAAAGAACCAACGCAAAACUGGAACGAAGAACAAGAAAA
Messenger RNA from Drosophila elegans, 2108 nucleotides. It is a transcript of the gene Lsd-2, whose product is annotated as lipid storage droplets surface-binding protein 2. The coding region runs from base 262 to 1323 and encodes 353 amino acids. Lineage: Eukaryota; Metazoa; Arthropoda; Insecta; Diptera; Drosophilidae. The record is from RefSeq and is a predicted model, not a curated record. The transcript is spliced from 4 exons. Gene Ontology annotation, cellular component: lipid droplet; cytosol. Gene Ontology annotation, biological process: positive regulation of triglyceride storage; lipid storage.